This is a messenger RNA of Contarinia nasturtii (swede midge), 306 nucleotides long. RefSeq lists its product as uncharacterized. NCBI's taxonomy places the organism in Eukaryota, Metazoa, Arthropoda, Insecta, Diptera, Cecidomyiidae. The transcript has 4 exons. The record is from RefSeq and is a predicted model, not a curated record. The coding region runs from base 1 to 306 and encodes 101 amino acids.
AUGAUAAAACUAUCCAAUUUAGAAAAGCUAAUCAGACGAAUAACGGUUAUUUUAACUAACACCAUGUUUGCAAAAUAUAAGAGUUUCAUGAAAGGAGAGGAUAGUAGUUUUGACAAAAAAGACUUCUUAAAGAGAGACCCAAUAAAAUUGUUGGUCCAACUAACAGUAAAACGACCAGCAAAAGAUGUAUUUCUACGUGUUUCCCGCGAAGAGGCAGCACCUCGACACUUCUUAUUAGAAGAAUCGGAAGAUAUGACCACCACUGAUUGCUUGGGAUUGCUCAAGCGAAAACCCACUUUUAAAUGA